This is a messenger RNA of Erinaceus europaeus (western European hedgehog), 834 nucleotides long. RefSeq names its product kallikrein-1-like. The transcript is spliced from 5 exons. Gene Ontology annotation, molecular function: serine-type endopeptidase activity. The coding region runs from base 1 to 834 and encodes 277 amino acids. Gene Ontology annotation, biological process: proteolysis. The record is from RefSeq and is a predicted model, not a curated record. Lineage: Eukaryota; Metazoa; Chordata; Mammalia; Eulipotyphla; Erinaceidae.
AUGAGAGUUUUUAAAGGCAUCUCCAGUGAGCUCCCAGAUCACCUCCUGCUCCUGGAAACUGUCAGCAUGUGGGGCCUGGUCCUGAGCCUGGUCCUAAGCCUGGGUGCAGUGCCCCCCACCCAGUCCAUAGCACCCCAGAAAUGUGCGGAGCUUCUCCGACCCUGGACAGCGCUCACGAGAAAUUUCAGUGACUAUGCUUGCGGGGGUGUCUUGGUGCACCCCCAGUGGGUGCUCUCCACAGCUCACUGCCAACCCCAGUGGAUGUCCAUGUAUUUUGUGGGUCUGCGCAGCAUGUGGGCUGGAGGCCCCAUGAAAUACCAGAUUUUCUCAAAGGUGACAAGAUUCCCGCACCCUCAGUUCAAGGAGAGUCUCCUGAGCAAUCACCACCACGAGACAAAGGAGACCUACAGUCACGACCUUCUGCUGAUCCGCCUGCCAAGGCCGGCCCGCCUGGACUCCAAAAAGCAGGUCGUGGCCCUGCCCAGCCAGGAGCCUCAAGCUGGGAGCAGAUGCUACGCCUAUGGCUGGAGCUUCCCGGGGCAAGUUGACUUUUUUCACCACUUUCCAACCUGUUUGGAUGUUCAGCUCCUGCCCAAGGCUCAGUGUCCUGUCCACAGGCCGGUGACAGACUCCUUGCUGUGUGCUGGGCCCAUGAAUGACCAGCGAGAUUUCUGCCUGCAUGAAGCAGGCAUCCCUCUGAUCUGUGAUGGAGUGCUGCAGGGCAUCCUCACAAUGGACCACAUUCCCUGCGACAGUUUCACUGGGAAAUAUCUCUUCACCUGUGUGCUUGAGAACAAGAAGUGGAUUGAAGACACUAUAGCCCAGAACACUUGA